CAGACCAGAUCCGACAUGAAGACGCAGAUCCGGGGUCUGGAGGAGGAGCUGAAGAUCCUCAAGGAGAACAACCAGGAGGUGGACCUCACCAAGACCAUGGCCCAGAACACACCACUGCACCAAACCAUCUACUCCAAGAACCAGAAGGACCUGGAGGCCUUCCAGGCCAAGACCCAGGUUCUGAAGGACAAGGUGGUGGUUCACAUCCAGACCCUGCAGACGUCGUGGUUUGAAGUCACCCAGGUCCAGUCUACUCUGGAGUCUCUGGAGACCCAACUGCGGUCCGCGUCGGACACGGAAGUGUUGGAGGAAAGUGUGGCUGAAACCCUGAGGCAGUACGGAGGGACGCUGACAGGAUACCUGAGCCAGGUCUCCACUCUGGAGGACCAGCUGGUCCAGCUCAGGUUGGACCUGGAUCUUCAGGACUAUGAAUACAAGAAGCUUCUGGACACCCACAUCCAUCUGGAGUCGGAGGUCGCUGAGUACAAAAGGCUUCAGGGCUGAAACAGCGUCUGCGGCUCCACCCAGACUCAGGAGGAGGCGGUCUACGGGUAGGCGGUCUCCUCCACCGCCUCCACGCCCACCACCGGCACCGACGGCCAAUCAGCAGCGGACUCUGAGUCA
Messenger RNA from Sphaeramia orbicularis (orbiculate cardinalfish), 624 nucleotides. RefSeq names its product keratin, type I cytoskeletal 13-like. The record is from RefSeq and is a predicted model, not a curated record. Gene Ontology annotation, cellular component: cytoskeleton. NCBI's taxonomy places the organism in Eukaryota, Metazoa, Chordata, Actinopteri, Kurtiformes, Apogonidae. The transcript is spliced from 6 exons. Bases 16 to 504 code for a protein of 162 amino acids. Gene Ontology annotation, molecular function: structural molecule activity.